AUGGCCGUUCGUCUGUCCAGAUCGUAUCGCACGGUGGCGGUGGCGGCGGGUGCCGUCCUCGCGUGUGUCCCGCCCUGGGACCUGGUCGCGCGGGCUAGGGCCGACGCGUACUGGGCCCUCAUGGCGGCGAGGCUGCGCGAGGGAAGGGAGGUGACCGCGAGGGCCGUCGGUGAGGCGAAGGGGGCCGCCCGCCGGGAGAUGAUGGCGCGGUGGAAGCGCCGGCUCCUGGCGGGGGACCUCCGCUACGGCCGGAAGACGGUCGGGGCGGUCGGCCCGCUGUUGGACCAGUGGGUCGACGUCGCGAGGGAGAGGGUCACCUUCCACGUGGCGCAGGUGGUCUCCGAGCACGGGUGCUUCGGGGACUACCUGUGCCGCAUAGGCAGGGAGGGCGGCACCGGCUGCCACCAGUGCGGGGACGCGGCCGACUCGGCGCAGCACGCCCUGUCGGCGUGUCCCGCGCACGACGGGGUGAGACGGGCGAUGGUGGAAGCCAUUCGCCCGUCGGACCUCUCCCUGGGGGCGGUCGCGAGGGCGGCGACCGCCUCCCGGGAAAAUUGGAGGGCGUUCGCCUCCUUCUGCUCCGUGAUCAUGGAGCGGAGGAAGGCGGACGAGAGGGGACAGGAGGGGGGAGAAUAG
Monomorium pharaonis (pharaoh ant) is the source of this 636-nucleotide messenger RNA. RefSeq lists its product as uncharacterized. NCBI's taxonomy places the organism in Eukaryota, Metazoa, Arthropoda, Insecta, Hymenoptera, Formicidae. The record is from RefSeq and is a predicted model, not a curated record. The transcript is spliced from 2 exons. Bases 1 to 636 code for a protein of 211 amino acids.